Mercurialis annua (annual mercury) is the source of this 1572-nucleotide messenger RNA. RefSeq lists its product as uncharacterized. NCBI's taxonomy places the organism in Eukaryota, Viridiplantae, Streptophyta, Magnoliopsida, Malpighiales, Euphorbiaceae. The record is from RefSeq and is a predicted model, not a curated record. The coding region runs from base 1 to 1572 and encodes 523 amino acids. Gene Ontology annotation, molecular function: catalytic activity. The transcript has a single exon.
AUGAAGCUUAUGUGUUGGAACUGUCAAGGGUUAGGGAGUGCCUUGACAGUCAAAAAUCUAAAAAUGCUAUGUAGAUCCAACUCUCCUGAUGUAGUCUUCUUAAUGGAGACAAAAAAUAGUAUAUCUAAAAUAAAGAAAGUUUUUGCUUACUGUGAAUUCUCAAAUGUUAUGGCCAUAGAUCCUAUAGGGAAAUCUGGGGGACUUUGUUUAGUAUGGAAAGAUGAGUUAGACCUCCAAAUACAACAUACCAGUAACAACUUCAUCAUCUGCACAAUCAGUAUCACAAAUGGCCCUUCUUUUGACUCUAUUUUCUGCCAUCUCUAUUGCAACAUCAUCCAUAGAAGAGCACAGUUUCAAUACUUGCAAAGUAUCAGAGACAGAAUGCUGGGGCCUGUUCUAUGUGCAGGGGAUCUUAAUGACUAUCUACUGCCAUCUGAGAAAAAAGGGGGUAAUGCAUUCAAACUGGAGAAUCAUGUCGAUUUUACAACCUUUAUGGAGUGUAUGGAAUUUAGAGAUUUAGGAUUUGCUGGACCUCCGUUUACUUGGUCUAAUAGGAGGAACUACCCAAACUCAAUCAAAGUUAGAUUGGACAGAGCCUUGGCUAAUGAAGAAUGGCAGGCUCUAUUCCCUGGAGCUGAAGUUCAUCACCUAUCUGACCUGGGUUCUGACCAUAGACCAAUCCUCAUCAAAACUGAUCCCCAGAGACUGAACUACUCAAGGAAAUUUUUCUUUGAUAAAAGAUGGGGAGCUAAACCUGCAGUGCUAAAAAUCAUAGAAGAAAGCUGGAAUCAAAAUGUGAGAGGAAGCACAAUGUUUCAGAUACACUCUAAAUUGAAGAAUACUAGACAAAAAUUAUUUGCUUGGCAAAAGUCAUCCAGCUCUAACUCUGAAAGGAGGAUGCAUCAGCUCCAGAGUUCCAUAGAAGAGGAGAAGAACAAGAAGGCAGAAGAUCAGGACUGGAACAGGAUUAGAAACCUGGAAACAGCCCUGUUGGAAGCAACAAUAGAAGAAGAGCAAUUUUGGGCUCAAAAGGCUCGACAUAAUUGGUUGAAAUGGGGGGAUAAAAACACGAAGUACUUCCAUGAAAAAACCAAACAAAGGAGGAAAAGGAAUUCCAUCUCAGGUUUAUGGUCAAAAGCUGGGACAUGGGAGACUGAAAAGGGCCCUAUGAAAAAAGUUAUUUGUGAUUAUUUCAAGGAAAUAUUCACAAGUUCAGAACCAACAUCAGUUAAUGAAUUCCUCAGAGGCUUCAGCCCACAAGUAACAAGGGUCAUGAAUGAAAAACUGACCAGGAACAUAUCAGAAGAGGAAAUCAGGAAUGCAGUUUUCUCUAUUAACCCAACUAAGGCCCCUGGAGCAGAUGGAUACACUGCUUUCUUCUAUCAGCAAUAUUGGCAGAUCAUAGGUCCUCUAAUAACCCACUCCAUUCAGGAAUUUUUCAGAGGAGGCAAGAUGUUAAAAAGCCUCAACCAUACCCUGAUAGCUUUGAUCCCAAAGACACAAAAUCCUCAGAGCGUGACUGAUCUAAGACCUAUAAGCCUCUGUUCAGUGUAUUACAAGAUCUACCCCUAA